AUGGUUGUGGGGACGGUGGGUUGUGCGGUUGUGCGGUUGGCUGCAAGAGAGCUAAAUGGCAUUUGUGUGUUGGCUGCAGUGGUUGUGGUCUGUUGUGGUUGUGUGUAGUUCUUUGAGAUUUGUGCAGGUGGUGCAGAUUAUGUGGAUGUUAGCUGUAUUGAGAAGUUUGAGUGAAACUUAAGAACUGAAAGUUCCAAAUUUCGAAGUGUGAAUGCAAAUUCCUAAAUAAAUUUCUUAGUUUUAUUUUGGGUCUGACAGAAAAAAUAUUCCCAAAAUGACGUCUUAUCUGUCUAAAAAAGAAUUUGAAGAAAUGAAGCCGUACGUGGACAAGACAGUUCAAAAGUUUCUGGGGUUUAGCGAACCUUCUCUUGUGACUGCUGCAUUGAACUGCCUUAAUUCAGGAUACGACAAAAAGAAGACAACAAGCAAGUUAGCUUCUCUCUUAGAUGAAAAGAAGGCAGCUCGCUUAGCAGAACGAAUAUUUGAUAUGGCUGAUGAAAUUAGAGGAGCUGGACGUGGCGGUAGUAGAAAAAGACAUCACGACUCUGACACAAAAGAUUCUUCAGGAGGUAAUGAUGCUAAGAAGGUUAGAGGCAGAGAAUCGGAAACUACGACAGUUUCAUCUGCAAAUCCCAGUCCUGGUCAACUAACUGCAUUGCAGAUCAAAGAAAUGAUGGCAAAUGCACAGAAAAUGAUUGAAGAACGUAAACGUGCUCUAAAUGCAUUACGUGUGGAUGAACCACCAUCAUCUAGGUCUUCAAACUACAGAGAUGAAAGUGUGCCUCUUCGUCAAGGAUUUGGAUUUCCUGCCACUACUCUCCAGUCUUCUCUUCUACAGCAUGGAGAUGUAGAUAAAGCUCGUAAGAUUGCUCAGUUGCAGGCCCAGAUUCAAUCAAAAUUGACAAGUGGUUCAUUAAGCUUACCUGCAAUGAGAUCUGUUGCCCCAGAGAAACCCACUCCUUUAAUUUUGGAUGCUGAAGGUCGCACUGUUGACUUGUCUGGCAAAGAAGUGCAAUUAACUCAGCUUGUUCCUACUUUGAAGGCUAAUAUCCGAGCAAAAAAGCGAGAAGAAUUUAGACAACAAUUGCAAGAAAGAGCUGUUGAAGACCUUUCUGAUACACGUUUCUUCGAUCCUCGGGUUGGAAGCAAACCUGCUGUUCGUGGAAAACGUGCUUUACGUUUUCAUGAACCUGGUAAAUUUCAACAAUUGGCUGAACGAAUGCGCAUGAAGGCCCAGUUAGAGCGCUUGCAAAAUGAGAUAUCUCAGAUAGCUCGAAAGACUGGCAUUAGCUCUGCUACGAAACUUGCCCUAAUGGCUCCCCGUGGGGAAGCUUUGGGUGCUGAGGAUGUUCCUAAAGUUGAGUGGUGGGAUUCUGUCCUUGUUGGUGCUGGUGGAUAUCCUCCUGAUGUUGAACAGACAUCAAGUAUUCUCAAAGCGGAAGCUAUUACUCAUCUUGUAGAACAUCCCACUCAGAUGCGGCCACCUACGGAUCCAUUAAAACCAGCAUAUUUACCAGUAUUUUUAACCAAAAAAGAACGUAAGAAACUUAGGCGUCAAAAUCGAAGAGAAGCAUGGAAAGAAGAGCAAGAGAAAAUUAGAUUAGGUCUGGAACCCCCACCAGAGCCCAAGCUACGAUUGAGCAACCUAAUGCGAGUGUUGGGCACAGAAGCUACCCAGGAUCCCACACGAGUGGAAGCUCAUGUACGAGCUCAAAUGCUGAAACGUCAACGUGCUCAUGAACAGGCUAAUGCUGCUCGUCGAUUAACUGCUGAGCAAAGGAGAGACAAAAAAACAAGACGUUUGCAGGAAGAUACUUCCUUAGGAGUAUGUGUUUGUGUGUAUAGGGUAAAAGAAUUAACAAAUGCCAGUAAGAAAUUUAAAGUAGAAACUAAUGCCAAGCAGCUGUUUCUUACUGGGUGUGUUGUCCUGUUUCGAGAUUGUAAUGUUGUUGUAGUUGAAGGAGGUCCUAAGCAAUUAAAGAAGUAUAAAAGGUUAAUGAUGAAUAGAAUUAAAUGGGAGGAAGAUACAGUGCGAGAUCCUGAGGGUGUAGCUACACCCAACAAAUGUCACGUCGUGUGGGAGGGUAUGUCAAAACAACGGAAUUUUGGAGAAGUGAUAUUCAAAGUCUGCCCUAGUGAAAGGUUAGCACGUGAUCAUUUUAAGAAACAUAAUGUGGAACAUUAUUGGGACUUGGCAUAUAGUGGUGCAAUCCUUGAAACAAGCCAAGAUGCAUAAAUCACCAAAGAAGCUCAAAAUACUGUGAAAAUCAAGAAAAAAGAAACAAGAACAGGAAGUGAAUGGACAUUUGUAGAUUAGAUAGGAAUGUAUAUUCGAAUUCGAUAUUGUGGAUUAAAAUAUUUGCUGCAAAUACUGUCUUUUUGCUUCUUCUUCUUCUUCUUCUCUUUUUUCUUCUUCUUCUUCUUCUUCGAAUACUUCAUAUUGAAAUGUGUUUUUCAUCUCAGAUUUUUUUUAUUUCUAUUCUGGCAGCGGACUGAGAAGUUUUUCUGGGGUCUUUUGUAAAUACUUGAGAAACCAUUGGUUAAGCACUUCGUAUAGUGAAUUUUUAAUGUUUUUAAUAUUUCAUAUUUUAAUUUCAGAGAUUUUAUUUCAUCAGAUACAUCAUUAUACUUGUAUAAUGAUACAUCAGACUAUUUGAAUUCAGUUUUCUUCAACUUAAAUGGAUAAGCAAAAUGUUUGCUGCAUAAGAACAUGAUUGGAUAACUCGUAUAAUACAUUUUGUAUUUUAUAAACACUCUUUAUUUGAAAAUAAUAUUUUGUAAUGUUAUGAAAGGCUGAAUGUUAAAUUUGCAUUAUCUGCACCUUCAUUUUCUCUACAGAAUACAAGUCUAACCAGAAAUUUUGUAUCACGUGUAAGUUUUUCUUUACACUUCAAAUUUUUUUAAAAAGGUUUUUCUCAUAUGCUUUUUAAAACUAACCAUAAUAAUGUUGUUUAUAUUUAGUUAUGAAAAGAAAGAGUUUGUAUACAAUUCAUCUUCAUCAUUAUUAUCAUAGAACUAUAAUAACAAGAUCCAAAAUCUGUUUGGUUUUUUUUAAACGCGACAUUAUAUGAUGUGUAUGGACAAUUGUAUUUGAAUCCGUUUAGUUAAAUUACUGAAAUGAGCUCUUUGUAAGCGAAAAUCUUUUUAUAGUGAAAAAGAUACUAUUUAAAUUUUGAUACCAUAUCUAUUGAUCAACUUUUGUUGAUUUAAUUGAUUUUAUUUUUAAGGUAUAUUUUUAUUUUCUCGUAUACAUAUGGAGU
Messenger RNA from Gryllus bimaculatus (two-spotted cricket), 3260 nucleotides. NCBI's taxonomy places the organism in Eukaryota, Metazoa, Arthropoda, Insecta, Orthoptera, Gryllidae. The record is from the annotation of a GenBank genome assembly.